AUGUAUACGUCGCAGCUCGCAUUUCCUUCACAUUUAGCUGAAAGUAUUGCGCGGCUUCCUCACAUCCAAAGCAUGAGGAGCCUAUGGUGGAGUCAGUAUCCAGAGAGAGCGAAACAAGCGCAAACCGGCGGGCAUGUUAUGAUGCACGCGCCUGCAGUUUUGAGAAUAAUUCAUUUCAUUCCUACUUGA
This is a messenger RNA of Chondrus crispus (carragheen), 189 nucleotides long. RefSeq lists its product as hypothetical. NCBI's taxonomy places the organism in Eukaryota, Rhodophyta, Florideophyceae, Gigartinales, Gigartinaceae. The transcript has a single exon. Bases 1 to 189 code for a protein of 62 amino acids. The record is from RefSeq and is a predicted model, not a curated record.